GCAACAGUCUUUCCCUUUCGGCACGUCGUCAAAAUCUAAGUACAAAAUUCCACUUAUUUCUCAAAAUUUGUUUUUAAGGAUUCCAAAUUUCUAAAGACGUUUUCAAGGCAAAACUAAUUCUGUUGGUGUAGUAAUUUUGUCAAAUUUCUAGUUUUUAAGCUUUUACAAAAGAAUGGACAAAGCGGAGAAUCGCUCUAAACUUGCUGAUAACUUCCUGUACAUGCUGGAGUUCGUGGUGGACGAUCUGCUGAUCACUCGUCCAAACCUCUGUGCUCCGGAGGAGUACCCCACUUGCACGGAGAUCACGUUCCGGUCGAUCUUUCUGAACAUCCGUGAUCGGGAGAAUGGAAGCUGCGUUAGCCCCUGUUCGCCCAAGACCGGAAAGUGCACCAUCUUCACGCUGGAGUCGCCGAUUACGGACGAGGACGUGAUGCACAUUCACGUCUACAAGAAGCGCACCGAGAGCUGCAAGUUUCUGCUCGGACUGACCGAGCUGCCGAUGAAGCCGAUCUUCGACAGGGUCAAGAAGGAGUUCGAUGCGCAGAACAUAAACUGGGAGGAGAACGUCAUAUCCCAUGUGUCGCGUAUGCCCAAGCUGAGGGGUCCCUGCAAGAAAGCCAGUGACUGCAUCUGCUACGAGAAGAACAGGGAGCGGCGGGAGCAGUGGUGUCCCACCUCGGAGCUGACCAAGCGGAUGCUGCCGCUCUUCAACCUGUGCAAGAUGCAGACCGGCAACAUAGUGCUGAUCCUGAGACUGGUGUGCAAUGGGCCCUCCGUGGUAUCCUCCUUCCCCGUCCAGAGUCCCAGGUGCUGUCCUUGCCCGGCCAUUUGGCCUGCUCCCUGUACGGCGCCCUUCGAUCCCUGCGAUCCUUGCAAGUCCGUGAAAUCCAAGCGUACUUGAGCAGGAAAAGCAGGAGCUGCGAGCUCUUAUAUUCCGUCUUCACUUAGUUGCCAUAAGCGUUUUUAUUGUUUGACAAGGGAUGCGCCUAUCAACUGAUAUCAUUGCCAUUUUUUAAAUAUAAAUAAAAUUUUUCACAAUUUUGUAUAUCAA
Messenger RNA from Drosophila santomea, 1051 nucleotides. RefSeq lists its product as uncharacterized. NCBI's taxonomy places the organism in Eukaryota, Metazoa, Arthropoda, Insecta, Diptera, Drosophilidae. The record is from RefSeq and is a predicted model, not a curated record. The transcript has a single exon. Bases 173 to 901 code for a protein of 242 amino acids.